Hippocampus zosterae (dwarf seahorse) is the source of this 4800-nucleotide messenger RNA. RefSeq names its product Ca++-dependent secretion activator 2 (gene cadps2). The record is from RefSeq and is a predicted model, not a curated record. Gene Ontology annotation, biological process: synaptic vesicle exocytosis; positive regulation of exocytosis; dense core granule exocytosis. Gene Ontology annotation, cellular component: glutamatergic synapse. Lineage: Eukaryota; Metazoa; Chordata; Actinopteri; Syngnathiformes; Syngnathidae.
ACUUGACAAACACUGACGACGAGCGACAGCUGCGUCGAACGACCAAAAUGACAAUUAUCAUCAUCAUAAUUAACCAUAACGUAUAAAAAAUAUCGAUGUGUGUUUUUUGUCGCGCUGGAACUUGUGUUUGAUAACGUGUGCGUUCCGGCAAUCGAAGUGAUCCCUCUUCGCGUGUCUCGAUGGAUCUUUGGCUGCGGCCACAGGUUGCUCACCUGUGAGGCGGCGGGUGCGCGCUUUCAUUCCGACACUGCGCGCCCGCGCGGAGGGAGCCGAAGCGAAACGAACCGAACUGAAACGAAACGAAACGAAGCGUCCGCGCCACGGAGCCAACCAGCCUAAAUUCCGACCGAAGCAAGCCACUUCCUCCUGGCCGCCUCGGACGAGCGCUCCGCUGACGCCACGUCAACUGAAAACCGAGCAAAGUGUGCGAAGAACAAGCACUCGCUUCCCGCCGUGAGUUGACGACGCAGCGGCCAUGCUGGAGCCGUCCUCGAGCGACGACACCGGCGUGGAGUCCGACCCGGAAGUUGCCCGGGAGCCCACCGGGACGGCAGACGGCUCCUCCGCGGUGAAGAACCGAGCAGGCGGUAGCCGGCGGCGACGGCACACACCGCCGCACAAUCACCGACAGCCCGCCGCCGCCGCCGGAGCCGAAGCCGGAGCCUCGUCCUUCGCGACUGGAGUCUCCCCCGCCGCCGCCGAGCAAAGUGCUCACCGCGGCGGCUCCACAGGUGACGACGAAGCGGAGCACAAAGUCAAAUUGCAGAUUUACGUGUUCGUGCUGAGGUGCAUCGCUUACCCGUUCAACGCCAAGCAGCCCACCGACAUGGCCCGGCGGCAGCAGAAGGUGAACAAGCAGCAGCUGCAGGCGGUCAAGGAGCGUUUCGCCGCCUUCCUCAACGGGGAAACUCAGAUUGUGGCCGACGAAGCCUUCUGCAACGCCGCGAGGAGCUACUACGAGGGCUUCCUGAAGAGCGAGCGCGUGUGCCGCAUGGUCCAGAGCGGCGGCUGCUCGGCCGGCGACUUCCGCGAGGUCUUCAAGAAGAACAUCGAGCGGCGCGUGCGCAGCCUCCCCGAAAUGGAUGGCCUGAGCAAGGAGACGGUGCUGAGCUCCUGGAUGGCCAAGUACGACGCCAUCUACAGGGGCGACGAGGACCUGCGGCGCCAGCCCCAACGCCCGCACCUCGCCGCCGUGUCCGAGCUCAUCCUCAGCAAGGAGCAACUCUACGACAUGUUCCGACGCAUCCUGGGGGUGCGCAAGUUUGAGCACCAGCUGCUCUACAACGCCUGCCAGCUGGACAACACGGAUGAGCAGGCGGCGCAGAUUCGCCGAGAGCUGGACGGGCGAUUGAAGCUGGUGGAGAGAAUCGUCACGGAGAGGAGAUGCCCGAAGAUGGCGUCGGCCGACAUGGACGCCCUGUACGCCGAGGAGCUGCGCUCCUCCAUCAACCUGCUGAUGGUCAACUUGGAGAGCCUCCCCGUGUCCAAAGGAGGGGGCGACUUCAAGCAGAAGCUCAAGCGCUCCUCCCUCAACAACUCCUUCCUGGACCUCGGCGACCAAGCGGACGUCUUGUCCAAGUCCGACGUCUCGUUGUCCUUCGCGCUGGAGGUGCUGAUCAUGGAGGUUCAAGGGCUGAAGUCGGUGGCCCCCAACCGGAUCGUCUACUGCACCAUGGAAGUGGAAGGAGGCGAGAAGCUGCAGACGGACCAGGCCGAAGCCUCCAGACCCCAGUGGGCCACGCAGGGCGACUUCUGCACGACGCACCCGCUGCCCUCCGUCAAAGUCAAACUCUUCAUGGAGAACACCGGCGUCCUGGCCCUGGAAGACAAGGAGCUGGGCCGAGUGGUCCUGAACCCCACCAUCAACGGGCCCAAGCAGGCCGACUUCCACCGCAUGCUGGUGCCCAAGAACAGCCAGGACGCCGAGUUGAAGAUCAAACUAGCCGUGCGUAUGGACAAACCGCCCAACGUCAAGCACAGCGGCUAUUUGCACGCGCUGGGACAACGCGUGUGGAAGCGCUGGAAAAGGAGGUACUUUGUUCUGGUUCAGGUGAGCCAGUACACGUUCGCUAUGUGCAGCUACCGCGAGAAGAAGGCCGAACCGCAGGAGCUCAUGCAGCUGGAAGGCUACACGGUGGACUACUGCCACCCGCAGCCAGGCCUGCAGGGCGGCCGCGUGUUCUUCAACGCGGUGCGGGAGGGCGACCUGGUGGUGUUUGCCUGCGAGGACGAGCAGGACCGCGCGCUGUGGGUGCAGGCCGUGUACCGGGCCACCGGGCAGUCCUACAAGCCCGCGCCGCCCCCCUACGGCAACGACGGCAAAAACUGCGGCCCCCCCGGGAACAAGCCGACAUCGCCCAUCAGUCUGGAUCCGUCCGAGCGUCGCGGCGUGGAGGAGCUGGUGUCGUCGGCGCCGAGCCGCUUCGACCACGCCCGCCUCUUCGCCCUUUUGCAGAGGCAAACGCUGCGGCACCGCAUGAACGAUUCCUUCUCCUGCCUGGGUUGGUUCAGCCCGGGUCAGGUUUUCGUCCUGGACGAGUACUGCGCCCGCUACGGCGUUCGCGGCUGCCAUCGCCACCUGAGCUACUUGAAUGACCUGAUGGACUUGUCGGAGGACAACACGCUGGUGGACCCCACGCUGCUUCACUACAGCUACGCCUUCUGCGCCUCGCACGUGCACGGCAACAGGCCUGACGGGAUGGGGACGGUGACGCUGGAGGAGCAGGAGCGCUUCCGGGCCGUCAGGAGUCGACUCAUGCUUCUCCUCCGGGCCGUCAGGAGUCGACUCAUGCUUCUCCUGGAGAACCAGAUCACACAUUUUAGGUACUGCUUCCCUUUCGGACGACCAGAUGGCGCACUGAAGGCCACCCUCUCCUUGCAGGAGAGGGUUCUCAUGAAGGACGUGAGCACGCCGGUCAGCUGCGAGGAGAUGAAGAAGGUGCUGCAGGCAUGUCUGGAGAAGGCGGCGGCCAUUAACUACAGCCAGCUCAUCGAGUACGCCGACGUGAAGGCCGAGCCCGAACCGGACGCUGAGAAGAGGUUGCGGGACGCCGUCAGGCUGGCCGAGCUCGUCAUCGAAGUCUUGCAGCAGAACGACGAACAUCACGCCGAGGCCUUCUCGCUGUGGCCCGAGCUGAUGCGCCGGCACGCCGAGAGCUUCCUGUCGCUGUACCGCGCCGACAUGGACUCGUCUCUGCGGGUGCAGCCCGUCGAUUCGUGGAGCAGCUUUCCGCUCUUCCAACUCCUCAACGGCUUCCUCAGCGCCGAUCCCCAGCUGUGCAACGGCCCCUUCCACAAGCACCUCCAGGAUCUUUUUGUCCCUCUGGUGGUGCGCUACAUCGACCUGAUGGAGUCGUCCAUCGCCCAGUCCAUCCAUCGCGGCUUCGAGCAGGAAACCUGGCAGCCCGUCAAAAGGGGCUCGGCCACGUCGGAGGAUCUUUUCUGGAAGCUCAACGCGCUGCAGGCCUUCGUGUCGGACCUCCGCUGGCCCGAGGACGAGUUCGCCGCCCACCUGGACCAGAGACUCAAGCUGAUGGCCAGCGACAUGAUGGAGGCCUGCGUCAAGAGGUCAGACCAAAUGCGCUUCGAAGGCAAAAUGCAGAAAGUCAGCAGGUCGACGGACUUGCGCGUGCCCCUCUGCGUCUGCACCAUGCUCAACAUCGUCGUGGACGCCAAGAGGCACUGCCCCAAACUUUGCGCGCUGGACACCGGGCAGGAGACGGACACGCAAUGGCAACACUACCACUCCAAGAUCGACGUGCUGAUCGACGCCACCUUCCAAGACAUGAUCUGCGCUCUCGUAUCCAAGUUGUGUGCAGUGUUGGACGCGGUUCUGUCCAAGCUGUCGAGAUACGACGAAGGAACUUUAUUGUCAUCCAUCCUCUCCCUCACGGUGAAAGCAGCUACCAAAUAUGUGGAAGUUCCCAAAUCCGGCUCGGACGUGGCCGACGCCUACGUGGGCUUCGUGCGGCAGAAUCAGGAGAUCCUGCGCCAGCGCCUCCACGACGACGUCUGCAUGGACAAAAUCUUUGACCAAUGGUACAGCGCGUCCAUGAAGGCGGCGAGCGUGUGGUUGGCCGAUCGCUUGGACCUCCAGCUCAACCCGUACCAGCUCAAGACGCUCAUCAAGAUGGUCAAGAAGAGCUACCGAGACUUCCGUCGUCAGGGCGUCGCGGACGGGACGCUCAACGGCAAAAGCUACGACGCCGUCUACAACCGCCUGACGUUGGAGGAGGCCACGCUGGCCGUCAAGGCGGGAGGCGGCCUGGAUGGGGUCAGCAUGCAGGACAGCGACCGGGACGACCAAUGAACGCCAACCGCGGAGCCAAAACCGCAAGUGUCAAAUUAGCGAAGGAAACAAGCGGGCGGAAGCUAAGCUAGCGUAGCAUCCCUGUGGUUUUUGUGCGGCUAAGAAACAAGCGAGCGGAAGCUAAGCUAGCGUAGCAUCCCUGUGGUUUUAGUGCGGCUAAGAAACAAGCGAGCGGAAGCUAAGCUGGCGUAGCAUCCCUGUAGUUUUAGUGCGGCUAAGAAACAAGCGAGCGGAAGCUAAGCUGGCGUAGCAUCCCUGUAGUUUAAGUGCGGCUAAGAAACAAGCGGGCGGAAGCUAAGCUAGUGUAGCAUCCCUGUGGUUUUAGUGCGGCUAAGAAACAAGCGGGCGGAAGCUAAGCUAACGUAGCAUCCCUGUAGUUUUAGUGCGCUAAGAAACAAGCGGGCGGAAGCUAACCUAGCGUAGCAUCCCUGUGGUUUUAGUGCGGCUAAUGCUAGCAAGUCACACGCGGUUUGUUCCCAUGCGACGGUUUU